Gracilinanus agilis (Agile Gracile Mouse Opossum) is the source of this 1203-nucleotide messenger RNA. RefSeq names its product ring finger protein 149 (gene RNF149). The transcript has 6 exons. The record is from RefSeq and is a predicted model, not a curated record. Lineage: Eukaryota; Metazoa; Chordata; Mammalia; Didelphimorphia; Didelphidae. The coding region runs from base 1 to 1203 and encodes 400 amino acids.
AUGGUGCGGUGGCGGCGGCGGUGGCAGAGCGAUGGCGGCGGCCUCGGGAGCGCCGUGGCCCUGCUGGCUCUAGCCUUGUGCGAGCUGCCGGGGGCCCGGGGCCGGGCGCUCGAGUGGUACUCGGCCUUGGUGAGCACGGUGUACGUGGACCCGCUGACGAACGCGACGGUGCAGGGCGCCACCGAGAGCGGCCGCUACGGCGACAACUCGCCCAAGGAGAGCCUGCAGGGCCUGGUGGGCAUCCCCCGCGCCCCGGGCCGCGACAGGAAGGGCUGCGCACCUGAUACCCGCUACUACGUGCCUCCACUUGGGGGACGGCCGGCCGGGAGGCGCGAGCCCUGGAUCGCCCUGGUGGCCCGCGGGGACUGCACCUUCAAGGACAAAGUGCUCAACGCAGCCCGCAGAAACGCCUCGGCCGUGGUCAUCUACAACGAGGAACACUACGGCAACGGCACCAACUCUAUGUCCCAUCUGGGGACUGGAAAUACAGUGGUAAUUAUGGUUAGUUAUCCAAAAGGAAUAGAAAUUUUGGGGCCAGUGCAAAGAGGAAUUCCAGUUAAAAUGACCAUAGAAGUUGGUACACGCCAUGUGCAAGAGUUCAUCAGUGGUCAGUCUGUUGUGUUUGUAGCCAUUGCUUUCAUCACCAUGAUGAUCAUAUCAUUAGCCUGGCUAAUAUUUUACUAUAUACAGCGUUUCCUAUAUGCUGGUUCACAGUUUGGAAAUCAGAACCAUAGAAAAGAAACAAAGAAAGCUAUUGGGCAGCUUCAACUUCAUACUGUAAAGCGUGGAGACAAGGGAAUUGAUGUUGAUGCGGAAAAUUGUGCAGUGUGCAUUGAAAAUUAUAAACCAAAGGAUAUUGUUAGAAUUCUGCCAUGCAAGCAUAUUUUUCAUAGAACAUGUAUUGACCCCUGGCUUUUGGAUCACCGGACUUGUCCAAUGUGUAAACUUGACGUCAUCAAAGCUCUAGGAUAUUGGCAUCAAGAUGGAGGACCCAUGGCAUGUGUGCCAAAGAAGGCAAGCUGGGACCUCUCUGUGGGCACAUGCAGCCCCCUGGCUUGGCAAGCUGGGAGCCAGGCCACACCCCCAAAUGCAGGCGGUGGGGCACUCUAUCCUCUCCACCAUUUCAGGAGCAGAGCACACACUGCCCAUCCCCACCACUCCCCCCAGCUUCCCUAUGGAUCUCAGCCUCUGCCCUGCCCCUGA